AUGAACGGUGCCUUUACCUACUCACCAGUGGAUUUGUCUUCCAUUGAUAGAAUUCAGUUUGGCAUUUUGAAUCCACAUGUGGUUGAGAAAAUGUCUGCAUGUGAAAUAAUUCAUGCCGAAACUGAGGAGAAAGGUCUUCCAAAGGAAGGUGGUUUGAUGGAUCUUCGUAUGGGAACUGUAAAUAGUGCACUCUCCUGUAUGACAUGUGGCUGUGGAGUGAGUGAAUGUCCAGGACACUUUGGACAUGUCAAUAUUCAUCCAACAUUUAAUAUAUUAUUCCUAAAGACAAUUGUCAAGAUAUUGAAAUGUACAUGUGUCCAUUGCAGUAGAUUGCUCUUCAAUAGAAACACUCCAGAAUUCAAGAGAAUCCAACAAAUCGCCAACAAACGAAAAAGAUUUAACGAAUUGAUGAAACUGAAACCAAUGGACAAGUGCAUGAUUGAUGAUUAUACAGGUUGUGGUGGUAUUCAACCUAAAAUAUCGAAGAAUCAACUGUCCAUCACUCAAAUAUUUCCAAAUUCCAAUGAAAUCAAGCAAGAAAUCAAAGCUGAAAGUGUCUUGCAGAUUUUCAAGAGAAUUUCAACACAAGAUUUGGAAUUACUUGGUUUUGAUUCAAUUAAUUCGAAUCCAGAAUGGAUGAUAUUAACUUGUCUUCCAGUGCCACCUCCACAUGUUCGUCCUUCUGUGAUGCAUGGCUUGAAUGAUAAGGCAGAAGAUGAUUUGACUCAUAAACUUGCUGACAUUAUCAAGUCAAAUGCCACAAUUCAGAAAUUGAGCAAAUCUGGAUCUCCACAACAUUAUCUUGAUGACAUGAUCAAGAUUUUGCAAUAUCAUUGUGCUACUUAUAUGAAUAAUGAAAUUUCUGGAGUGCCAAUGUCAACUACCAAGAAUGGAAGAAUGUUAAAAAGUUUGAGACAAAGAUUGAAGGGCAAGGAAGGACGUGUCAGAGGUAAUUUGAUGGGUAAACGUGUAGAUUUCUCAGCAAGAACUGUGAUUACUCCAGAUCCAACCAUUGAAAUAGAUCAGGUUGGUGUUCCAAGAACAAUUGCAAGAAAUAUGACAGUUCCAGAAAAAGUGACACCUUUCAACUUUGAGAGAAUGAAUGAAUUGGUCAUGAAUGGUCCAGAAACCUAUCCAGGUGCUAAAUACGUCCUUCGUGAUGAUGGUACUCGAAUUGAUUUGAAAUUUCUUUCAGAUAGAUCAACAGAUCAAGUUCAAUUACAAUACGGUUACACAAUUGAACGUCAUUUACAAGAUGGUGAUGUCGUUCUCUUCAAUAGACAACCUUCCCUUCACAAAAUGUCCAUGAUGGGUCACAGAGUUAAGGUUAUGCCUUACAGCACUUUCAGAUUAAAUCUCUCCGUAGUAACUCCGUACAAUGCCGAUUUUGACGGAGAUGAAAUGAAUUUGCAUUUGCCUCAAUCUUUGCAAACCAAAACUGAAUUGUUAGAGCUCAUGAUGGUUCCAAAGAAUAUCAUCACUCCUCAAAGUCAUCGUCCUCUCAUUGCACUAGUUCAGGAUACAUUACUGGCAGGUUCAAAAUGUACAAGAAGAGAUGUCUAUAUUGAGAAGGAUGUCAUGAUGAAUUGUCUAAUGUAUUUGCAAGAUUUUAAUGGUCAAUUGCCAGUUCCAGCAAUUUUAAAGCCAAAACCAUUGUGGACUGGAAAACAAUUAUUUUCACUUCUAUUACCCUCAAUUGACUAUUAUGGAAUUUCUUCCACACACGAUGAUGAAGUUGGAGAUUUGAAACAUUUGGAUGAUCAUUUACCUGAAUUCGAUACUGGAAUAAUCAUUUCUAAUGGAGAACUCUUAACAGGUAUUUUAGAUAAGAAAUCUUUAGGGUCAUCCCAUGGCUCCUUAAUUCACAUCAUUGUUAAUGAUAAGGGAACUCAGGAAGGAAAGAAAUUCCUUGGACAAUGUCAACAUGUACUGAACUAUUGGUUGCUUCAACACGGAUUCAGUGUUGGUAUUGGAGAUACAAUUGCAGAUGGGGAAACUGUUAAGAAAAUUGAAGAAAUCAUUAAUAAUGCUGAGAGAGAAGUUAAGAAAAUUGUCAAACAAGCUCAUAAUGGAUUGGUGACAGCUGAACCUGGAAGAACAGUUGAGCAAUCAUUUGAAAGAUCAAUCAAUUCAACAUUAAAUGCCGCCAGAGAGGAUGCUGGUAUGCAUGUCAAAAAGUCACUCAAAGAUUCGAAUAGCAUCAAAUCAAUGGUUACUUCAGGAAGUAAGGGUUCCUACCUUAACAUUUCACAAAUCAUUGCCUGUGUCGGUCAACAAAACGUUGAAGGUAAGAGAGUACCUUUCGGAUUCAAGAACAGAACACUCCCUCACUUUAGUACAGAUGAUCAUGGACCUGAGAGUCGUGGUUUUGUUGCCAACAGUUACCUCAGAGGACUUACACCUCAGGAAUUCUUCUUCCACACAAUGGGAGGUCGUGAAGGGUUGAUUGAUACAGCUGUCAAGACAGCUGAGACUGGUUAUAUUCAGAGAAGAUUGGUGAAGGCCAUGGAAGAUGUUAAGGUCAACUAUGACGGAACUGUGAGAGAUGCUUCUGGAAAUAUUAUCCAGUUCUUGUAUGGUGAAGAUGGAAUGGAUCCAAUCAAGUUGGAAAGCCAAUCGUUUGAAAUGUUAAGUUUGAGUGAUGAGAUAUUUGAAGAAAAGUACAAAUGGUCAACCAAGUUGGAAGACCACAACAUUCCAGAAAGUGAUUUGAAUGAAAUUUCCUUAGAUUUUGCCAAUUAUUUGAUGAAACUGAAUGAUGAAUAUAAAAAAUUGCAAGAAUAUCGUCACUUGGUAAGAGAUGAAAUAUUACAAUCAGUAGAUUCAAAGAUUGUCUUUCCAGUCAACUUGUCCAGAUUGAUCAAGAGAGUUCAAAGAGAAUAUGGUAGAAAGCACUCUACUUUCAACAACUCCUCAGAUUUGAAUCCACUCUACGUUAUCAAGAAGGUCAACUCUACAUGUGAAGAGCUACUCAUCAUUAAGGGAAAAGAUAAAUUAUCAGAAGAAGCUCAAAGAAAUGCAAUUUUGCUUUUUUCAAUUUUCUUGAAAUUUUCAUUGGCAUCCAAGGUUGUUAUGAAUGAAUUGAAUUUGACUCGAGAAUCUCUUGAAUAUUUAUUGGGAGAGGUCAAGUACACAUUCUUGAAUGGUUUGGUUCAACCUGGUGAAAUGGUUGGUUGCAUUGCAGCUCAGUCAAUUGGUGAACCUGCUACUCAAAUGACUUUGAAUACCUUUCACAAUGCUGGUGUUUCGUCUAAGAAUGUUACUUUGGGUGUUCCUCGAUUGAAAGAACUCCUCGAUGUUUCAAGAAAUAUCAAAACUCCUGGGUUGACCAUUUAUCUCAAAAAUGAUAAUGAUUGUGAAAUUGCCAAAAUGGUUAAGGAAGAAUUGGAAUAUUCUAAUUUAGGUUCCAUUACUAGAUCUACUCAGAUUAUCUACGAUCCAGAUAUUUUCAAUUCAGUUAUUGAAAGUGAUCAAUUUUUCAUUAGAGAAAUGCUGGAAGAAAAAACCAUUGAUCCUAAUACGUUUAGUCCAUGGUCAUUGAGAUUCGUAUUAGAUAGAGAAAUGAUGAGUGAACAUUUGAACAUGUCUCAGAUUGCAAAUAUUAUCAAACAAGAAUUUCAAAAUGACAUUUCAUGUUUCUAUUCGGAUGAUAAUUCAGAGGAGUUAAUCUUGAUAAUUCGUAUUCGAAACAGUGAGAAAUCCAAAUCUGAAACUGAGGACGAUGAAGAGGAUUCUUCCAUGAUUGUUGAAUUCCUUAAAAGACUCGAGUCCAACAUGCUUAGUCAACUCUCCCUUAAAGGUCACAACAAUCUCAAGAAGGUUUUCUACAGAAAAGAUGAAAAUAUUAAAUUCUUUUCCAAUAAGGGAGUUGAAAAGAAGACAAGAUGGUCAUUAGAAACAGAAGGUUGUGAUUUACUUUCAGUCAUGUCUCAUCCACAAGUUGAUUUUAGAAAUACCUUGUCAAAUGAUGUUAUUGAAGUUGAGAAAGUGUUGGGAAUUGAAGCUUGUAGAAAUUUAUUAAUGAAAGAAUUGAGAAAGGUUAUUGAGUUUGAUGGUUCCUAUGUCAAUUAUAGACAUUUGGCUAUUUUAUGUGAUGUAAUGACUCAAGGAGGUGUUAUUACAGCUGUCACUCGUCACGGUUUGGCCAGAAGUGAUAAUGGACCACUUAUGAGAUGUUCAUUCGAGCAAACAGUUGAAGUACUUGUGGAAGCAGCUCAAUUUUCAGAUGUUGAUACCUUGAAAGGAGUUUCAGCCAAUGUUAUGGUUGGUAAAUUGGCUCCGAUUGGAACAGGAACUUUUGAUCUAGUCCUAGAUGAGCAAUUAUUGAAGGAAACCAUUCAACCAACCUUUAUGAAGGCUUCUCAUUUGACAAAUAUUUCAAUAAGCUCUCCUCAUGCUGUCAUGACUCCUUAUCACUCAACUUUCUCUACACCUUCCUGUUCAACACCAUUCUCUUCAUCACCAUCUAGUCCUUGGACUCCACAAUAUUCUCCAUACACUUCUGCAUUUUCACCAAUUACAUCCAUUGCAAGUUCUCCAACAAGUCAUAAUGCAAGCUAUUCACCAAGUGCAAAUCAUAAUUAUUCACCAAGCAGCCCAGCCAAUUAUAGCCCAAGCUCACCAUUAGGAUCUUAUUCACCAAGUAGUCCAAAUUAUAGAGACUAUAGUCCAACAUCUCCAUUAAUUAAUGGUCCAAUGUCACCAAUCUAUAGUCCUUCUUCACCUGCCUACACUCCAAUGAAUAGUCCUGGAAGAUAUAGCCCUAGCUCUCCUGCAUUCUCACCUCUGAGUCCAAAUGUUUAUUCACCAUCCAGUCCUGGAAGAUACAGCCCUAGCUCUCCAUCAAGUCCUAAUAUUUAUUCACCAACUAGUCCAAUCUAUAGUCCAACAUCUCCAUACUCUCCGUCAAGUCCAAGUUUUAGCCCAACUUCACCAAUAGAUUGGAAACAAUAGAAUAAAAUAAACACAUUGAUGUGAAUUAUGUUGUAUU
Molecule: messenger RNA, 4990 nt
Organism: Naegleria gruberi
Lineage: Eukaryota; Heterolobosea; Eutetramitea; Acrasida; Naegleriidae
Product: RNA polymerase II largest subunit
Exons: 1
Coding region: 1-4953 (1650 amino acids)
Biological process (GO): transcription by RNA polymerase II
Cellular component (GO): RNA polymerase II, core complex
Molecular function (GO): DNA binding
Source: RefSeq, a predicted model, not a curated record